Molecule: messenger RNA, 5550 nt
Organism: Durusdinium trenchii
Lineage: Eukaryota; Dinophyceae; Suessiales; Symbiodiniaceae
Source: the annotation of a GenBank genome assembly
AUGGUCCUAGACCGUGGUGCCAGCGGGAAGCCUUCGAACGACAAGGAUCUGAAGCCGGCCAAGGAUGCCACAGUGAAGCGGGUGAAUAUGGGUCGUGAUACAUCUGGCUCGAUUCAAAACAUGCCGGAAGGAAGGAGCUUCUUGGUGAGGGUCGUCGGCAAAUUGCAGGUGGGCAAGGAAGUCUACAGCCCAUGGACCAGAGCAAUCACCUUGAGUCCAAAGACACGGGACAAGGACCUAGGGAAUUUGGAUCCAAUGAACAUGCCGCGCAUGAAUUGCAACAAUUGCCCUUGCGCGUGCUACGUUCCCUUCCGAUGGGGCUUGAACUCUCCAGGGAGGCUGAGAUGCAGGCGUUGUGGCUGUCACCAUACUGAACAUCAGAUGGUGGAAGUGGGCGAAAUAUUGAAAGCUCGCGAGGUGAAGGCCAAGUCUUCCAUGGGUCGCGAUGUGACACCACUGCCGCAAGAAGCCUUGGAUUGGGAUGAGCGAGAGUGUUCCAUGUGGCAGAUUCGGACGAAGUCUCGGUCGAAGCCAAAGAUGGAAGAAGUCAAGGGCCGUGUGUCCAUUGCCUUGCUGGCGGGUAUUCUGGGUGCCCUAUUGUACCCUCACAUCCCCAGUGCUUUGCUUGUUGUGUACGUGAAGUUCCAGCGCUCAAUUGGUGAUGACUUUAGCAUUGGGCUGAAGAGGAACGUGGGGACGCACUUGGCCUCUGGUGAAGUCAUUGCCAGCUUCGAUGACGAUGAUCUUUAUGCACCAUCCUAUCUGGACACCAUGGUCAAUGCCUUGCAAGAUCGACGAGCACUUGCAGUGAAGCUGUCCAACUGGUACGUGUACCACAUUGACACCGACACUUGGUCAUUUUGUGACCCAAUCGCGUGGGGACUCACAAAGGGGCUGGAUGAAACCUCUGACAAGGUGAAGAGCUGGGCCUAUGGCUAUGGUUUUUCCUAUGUCUACCGAAGACAGUGUGGGCUCGACCUGUGGUAUGGGAACAUCAACCUUGGUGAGGACUUUAACUGGAUGAUGCAGCUGCAGCUCCGGAGAGGUGAACGAAGUGUCCACCUCGUUCCGGACGAUUUCGGCAUGUGCCUGCAUGUGCAGCAUGGAGGCAACACCUCCAACUCCAUUCCAGUGCGGGAGGUGCCAGAUUCUGAAGCCAUGGACUUGGAUAUUAUGGAGCUGAACCAGUGGAUGCACGCCUCAGGUCCAGCAGGCCGUGCACUCGCUCGAGCUAUAGGACGCAGCAAGACUUCCGGAAGCAAGCAGGUUGCAUGCCACCUGCCGCAUGCCGAAUACCUCAUCGAGAACCCGCCGAAAGCGACGGUCAAUGACUUGUUGAAAGCUCUUGAAGAUCAGCUUCGGAUUCCCUGCGAUGCCUACAAGGUCUACAGAGUGCCUCCACCUGUGGCCUUUGGAGCACAGAAAAAGAUCUACCCGGAGGAACGUCGUGGCCAGAUUGCGGCAGAUGUGCUGGGCAUCUCGUUCCUAGCGAAGCUGCCCGGUGCCGAGGAAAAUCUUCAGCCACACACCAAGUCUGGACAGCAAUGGUGCAAGCUCACGAAGGCGGCCCAACAAUCCCUCCGAGGCACGGAUCGACUGGGGCCACGCGUCGACGACGUUUGGGUGCUUCCACCUGAGCAAGCAGCUGCAGCUGGACUUAGCACUGGGGAGGAAACUUGGGAGGAGGAGGACAAGGUGGCCUGCGCAGCUGCAGAGGAGGAAAGCAAGAAGUCCUUCAUCACACGGGUGACUUGCCAAAGCUCGACCGUCAAGAAGUUCUUCACCACGAAGCAGUCCUUCGGAGUCUACCUUCCGAAAGGUGCAACUGUUAGCCAGCUAAGAUGGGUGCUGGGAAGACACCUUCCAGCUGAGGCGCGAGUGCUUUGCCAGCGCCAAGGGCGUGACAUCCAGGUGAUGCAAGAAACAGACGUGGUGCCCGAGGAGAUCACCGUGUCCGACUUUCGAGGGCCUCGAAGCUUCUACAUGCGCUUUACGGAUGAGCAAUGUGCUAUCGUUCUCCGCUUCAUGCGGUCAUUUUUCAAGAAUCCAGAGAAUCAGAAGCGCUUGGACGAGUUUGAAGCCAGUGCCAAAGGCAGUGGUCACGACUACAGAGCUCAGCUGGUUCAGUUGCUAGCACAUGAAGUUUAUCCAAGGAUCUAUCAGAAGCUGCACGUGCCCGUCAUGGAUGACUUGGACGGACCCAAGCUCAUGCUGGAAGCUAUGUCCAAUGUCUCCUCCAGCAACCUGCAGGUGGUGGAGCUUUGGCUAGAGGUGGAGCUGCUUAUGCGGAACCAGGCAUCAGCUCAAAGUGCUAUUCAGGCUGUGCAAUUCUUCCGCAACCAGGCCAACAAGUCGCAGGGAAUUACAAAGGUCAUCGAACAGCCAUCUUACGAACAUAUCCGUGACGCUGUGCAGAUCAUGAGACAAGUUGGGCCGAGCAUCAGUGGAGCAAUAGUGCAGGCAUUUCCGGGAGCUGCAGGGGGACUGAGGAGGAAGGCCUGGAUGGACAAGGACACUUCCACGGAGUGUUCCACGGAAAGCAAAGCAGAGCCCGACCCAAGAGACGCCGAAGGAGGCGCAUUGGCAACCAAAAAGUCAAUCGGCUUAGCCGAGACCGUUGGUGGAGAUGGUGCAAUCCCGGUGGACGUGCUGAAGGUCGUGCUCGAACGCGAGUUGGAGGGCCAUUUAGGAGACUUUGGUCAAAACUCUGCAGACGAGAUCCUGCAAACCUACAUGCAACCGGACGCCGACGGGGUGGUUGGCUUUCUGCAGUUCUGGAAAGGAAUGGAGGAGAUCCUCCGUGCCCGGGGCACCAUGCGAACCUACGCGCUGACGCCGGCACAGAAGGAAGCCAUCGCAGGCUUUCGCUUUCUGCGGACUUGCUUGCUGGAUAUGGCAGCACGGCAGAUCUCCCAGGGCCGCUCUUCCUUCAGUGUGCGCGAGCUGAGAUAUUUCAUGGACCGCACCAUUGAGCUCACCGGCUUGGAGGGGCAAGACUUCUGGCGUCAAAGAGCGACGCAGCUACCGGAAGACCCCGAAAUGCUGGUCACUGGUGAGGAAGUGGCUUCUGCCUUGCUCACAUGGUUGGAGGAGUUGGUGGGGGAAGGACCAGGUGAGGAUGAGGAAGAAGAGGAGGACUCGGCGGCAGAGGACGAUGAGGAGGAGCCUGAAAGAGAGGCCUCCGUACUGGUGCCAACCCCCAGCAGCACCGGUCGGGCUGGGGCUGGCCGUUGGGCCACCCACCAGCCGUUAGCCAUCCCUGCGCCCAUUGGCCCACCGCCCACACGGCAAGUGCAAAGGCCCAGUCUGGCGUUCGAACGAGGCCUUUCGACCUUGCUUGCAAAGAGUGAGGCCAGACCAACAGUGGCGACAAAGGAGAGUGUGGCGGAGUGGCGGGACGUGAUUGAAUUCCAAGUGUCGCUUGCCCGAUGGAUGAAAUCAGUACAAGGGAAGGAGGACUUGGACCUCAACAAGUUCCACAGCUUCGCCAAGGGCCACUUCGGAAAGCUGAGCGCUCGGCGAAAGUCCAACAUCACACCAAGGAGGGCAGACCGACAUGUGCGUGAGAAUGCGGCCCUCGUGCUAAAGACCAGGCUGCGAGACCUUUUCCUCCGACGCUUGUCCAGUGGCUUUGGCAUGAUGCGCAGAUUUGCAUUCCAAGAGGCUCAGAGCGAUGCCGGAGCAACAUCACCCGGUGAGCCGAGCAUCUUCAAAGAGCUACUGAAAUCUCAGUGCCAGUGUGCCGUGAUGCUUGAGACGCGAGUGCGGCUCUCGCACAGGGCGGGUGGCUUGGCCUUCUGCCGGGUGGCCAAGUGGUUCCUGGCCAAGCGCACAGCGAAGGUGGCCGCACUCGCAAGGGCAACACGCUGGCAACAAGCAGUCUACUUGGCAUUGGUCGAAACUCCAGUCCAGGACGCUCGCCUCCAUGCCGCGGCCGUGGCCGCGCUGGGCCGUGGCCUCCGCUGGGCAGAGGCCCUGGCGCUGGGAGCCGGACGCGUCCGGGACACGAGUAGUCUCAACGCUGCACUUGGUGCAUGCGAGCGUGCACGGCGCUGGAGCGUGGCACUACGACUGUGGAAGGACACCCACUCGCGCGACGUGAUCACCUUUAACACUGCUAUGGCACUGUGCGCUUCAGGGCCACCAGCGCUGGCAGCAGACAGUGCCCUGAACAUUUUCCAUGACAUGUGUGCUGCUGCUGCUGCUGAGCCUGACGUGGUCAGCUACAAUGCAUUGAUCAAGGCGUGUGCUUGGAGAAGUUGGCGUGCGGCCUCGGAAGCCUUCAAGCUGUGCGAGGUGGUGACCCUGCAGGCCAUCACUUCUUGUGCAACAAGAGCUCCUUGGAAGUGGGGCUUGGCACAUUUGGGACUACAAGCUGACCUUGUGCUCUUCAAUGCGAUCCUUGGUUCUUGUUCUGCCUCUUCCCAGUGGAAACCAGCCUUGAAGAUCCUUCAUGCACAGCAGGUCCAAGGUGGGCACCUCAGCCCGGACAUUGUGAGCUACAACUCGGUCAUGACAGCCAGUGGACGGGGCCGGGCGGUCCGAGCAUGGUCCUUUUUGGUGGAUCUACAGUGCCUGCGUUUAAUGCCAACUCUGGUGACUCUCAACACUGCGUUGAGUGCAUGCGACGGAGCUGGAGAUUGGGACGCUGCCAUAGCAUUGCUUCACUUGGCGAACGACCGAUUGGAACCAGAUUCAGUGUCGCUCACUGCCUUGCUGGGGGCAUGUUCUCGAGUUGCCCAGUGGCCCAAAGCACUGGAACUGUGGCAGGGCACAGAACUACCCAGAGAUCGGCAAGCAGAAAGUGUUGCAGCGCUCGCGGUCGCCAAAGGCUUUCUAUGGAGCUCUGCCUUGCUGGGCCUCACUGAUAUGAGUGCAGCGCUGCAUGACUGGACUGGACACUGGGAGAUGGCACUCAAGGAAUGUCAAAGAUCUCAAGAGCAAGGUGUCAGCAUUUCCACGGACUUCUUGAAUGCAGCCAUUAGUGCCUGCAGUUCUUUCUGGCGCUGGGCGAUACGGCUCUUUGGUUGCGCAGUGGAUUUCCGAGCUCACAUUGGCCAAGUGUCGUAUGCAGCUGCUUUGAGCGCCUUCAGUGAUGGACGAUUCUGGCUCAAAGCCAUGUCAUGGCUGCGUGAGGCACGGCAUUUCCACUGCACGGGUGAUGAUCUCAUGACCUGCUUCAACACUGCCAUGUCGUGCUGUGAAGAUCCAUCAACUUGGAACUCUUGCCUCCAAGUGCUGGACAAUCUCCUAGAGGCCACCAUCAAGCCAGACCAGAAGAGUUACAGAUCGCCAAUUCGCGGCACCGGGUAUGGAACUGGCUGGCGCACAGCCAUUGGGCUGUUGGAAAGCAUGGUGCGAGGUGCCAUCAAUGACGACGACCACUCAGCCCUGUCAGCGACCAUUUGGGCUGCGGAGGUGCCAGAGCACGGCUUGGCAAAGCUCCAGCGGAAGAGCCUGCUAGGGCCUCAACGAGCUGGCGUACUGCUUUCCAAGAGCUCAGCCGCUAUCAAGGUGGCCGUGCCCCAGCCUCGGAUCUGCCGCCCUUGA